This is a messenger RNA of Acipenser ruthenus (sterlet), 2385 nucleotides long. Its product is annotated as nucleoredoxin. The record is from RefSeq and is a predicted model, not a curated record. The transcript is spliced from 8 exons. Bases 229 to 1485 code for a protein of 418 amino acids. NCBI's taxonomy places the organism in Eukaryota, Metazoa, Chordata, Actinopteri, Acipenseriformes, Acipenseridae. Gene Ontology annotation, molecular function: thioredoxin-disulfide reductase (NADPH) activity.
CUUAUGUUUGCAACGCCAGUGCGUAUCCGUGCGCUGGGCAGCUCAGCCAGCAAGCUGCAAUCCUUGCAUUCCUAAGCACUCAAAAAGCUGGGAGCAGGCAGGCAGACAGUCGGUCUGUCAGAGCACAUACCAGUGUCUGCUCUUAAAAACGAAAAGAACGUGCUCCGGUCACGUUUAAAUCAACGGGGUUAACGCAGAGCGAUAUUUGGAUACCCCCCGGACCUGAACAUGUCGGAAUUUCUGGUGAGCUUGCUCGGGGAGCGGCUCGUCAACAGCGAGAAAGCCGAGGUGGAUGUGCAGUCUCUGGGCAGCAAGCUGUCGCUGGUCGGGCUCUACUUCGGCUGCAGCCUGAACGGCCCGUGCAAGCAGUUCAACGCCAGCCUCAGCGAGUUUUACAGCAAGUUUAAAAAAUCCUCAGAAAACAGAGACAAGCUGGAGAUCGUGUUUAUUUCAUCCGACCAGGAUCAGAAGCUCUGGCAGGAGUUUCUGCAAGAAAUGCAAUGGCCUGCAUUGCCUUUCAAAGAGAAGCACAAAAAGAUGAAGCUGUGGAACAGGUACAAGGUGACCAGCGUGCCCUCCCUGGUGUUCCUGGACGUGCUGACGGGGAAGAUCGUGUGCCGGAACGGGCUGCUGGUGGUGCGGGACGACCCGGAAGGUCUGGAGUUCCCGUGGGGGCCCAAGCCGUUCGGGGAGGUGGUGGCAGGACCUUUGAUCCGAAGCAGCGGGCAGGUAUCGGACGGCAGUGCCCUGGAGGGCUCCUUCGUUGGGGUGUAUUUCUCUGCACACUGGUGCCCCCCCUGCAGGAGUCUCUCACGAGUGCUGGUGGAGUCGUAUCGGACAGUUAAAGAGGCGGGUCAGAAGUUCGAGAUCGUCUUCGUCAGCGCUGACAGGUCUGAAGAGUCCUUCACACAGUAUUUCAGUGAGAUGCCGUGGGUAGCCGUUCCGUACGCAGACGAGGGCAGGAGGUCGCGGCUCAAUCGUCUUUACGGAAUACAAGGUAUCCCCACUCUGAUUCUUCUGGACACAGAGGGGAAGGUGAUCACACGACAGGGCCGGGUGGAGGUGCUGAAUGACCUCGAGUGUCGAGCGUUCCCCUGGCACCCCAGACCCGUCCUGGAGCUCAACGAAUCCAACGCAGUGCAGCUGAACGAGGGGCCCUGCCUCGUUCUCUUUGUAGACGCUGAGGAGGAGGGGGAACUAGAACCUGCCAAGGAGCUGAUCCAGCCAAUCGCAGAGAAGAUUAUUGCUAAGUACAAAGCUAAGGAGGAGGAGACGCCACUCCUGUUCUUUGUUGCUGGAGAGGAUGACAUGAGUGACUCGCUGCGCGAUUACACCAACCUGCCAGAGGCGGCUCCACUGCUCACCAUUCUGGACAUGUCGGCCCGCGCCAAAUACGUGAAAGACGUGGAGGAGAUCACGCCAGCCAUCGUGGAACAGUUCGUGGGAGACUUCCUGGCUGAGAAACUCAAACCUGAACCCAUCUGAAAAGGGGCGCGGUUAAAAAACAAAGACCCCCACCCCCCCCCCCCACCCCCCCCCCCGACACGACACGACGACCCCCGGACUGUUUUAAAGCCAGAGCCUCGCUUUCAACUCUUCUUGCUGUUUGUUGUUAUUAUUAUUAUUAUUAUGUGUUCUAACAUAAGAUCUUAUUGCAUAUCUAUCGCGGUGCCUUCGUAUGCUUCUGUGCCCCAGCCUGACUCUUUAAGAAGCAGCUCUGUACCACUGAUCAGAGACCUGGCCCCGGCCGGCACCACGGACCUCAUCAUCGCAGUGAACCACGGGAAACUUUCAACCUGCUUUUGUUUUUCUCUUUUCUUACCAAGGACAUUUUUUUUCCAAGAGAUCUGACUUGGCAACAAAUAUAAGGAAUAAAUGAGUUUUAAAAAUAAAUGUGUACUCUGUAAGAAUAGUGUAUAAAGUAUUAGGGCUGUUAAUAGGAGCUGGUGUGUGUUAUGAACAGGUGGAGGGGCUUGGUUGUGUUGUAUUGUGAACUCCCUAUGAAGGAACCUCCCUUGACCACUACAUGCUGUUCCUUCUAAUGUUUUUUUUAAUAGCAAUUAGCUCUUUUACUGCUAUGCUAUUUCAUUAAGGUCUUAAAUGAUAUGCUGUCUUUUUAGUCCAAAACAUUUACAAAAGUUUACAAAAAAUCUCAACACUGCUAACUUGUUCUAAAUGAGUCAUGUUCUCACAGCUCUUUAGCAUCUGCAGCAUUACUGCUGGCACCUUCAUUGCUGUGCUCAAGGUGUUUGAUGUAUUUCUUUUUAAAGAUUUCAUUCCUCUUGAUCCUGCUACCUGAUCGCUUCCUACAGCCUUGGGUCAUUGCUGGAGAUUGGAGUGAACGCAGGAUUGUGUGUGGGGGAAUAAAGAGCUGGCAAAUUGAAA